GAGUUUUUGGAAAAACCAGUCAGUGUUGAGUUAAUGGUUUUACAAAAGUAUUCUGCAAGUUUAUAUCGAAUGGAGUCCCUAGAAAAAUGCAAACUAACCUCAGACACUUCCGAUUUGGACAAACAAAAAAGUGAUAAUCACUUUCUUACACAGAACAUACAAGAACUUAAAUGGGAGUCUGAACAAAAAGAUAGAAUAAUCGAUGAUCUUCAAACGAUGGUUUGUAAUUUAAAAUGUAGAUUGCGGACCAACAAUUUGGAUGAUGAUGUACAAUUAUGUGAAGAAGAAAUUAAACAAGACACAAAUGCUUGUCAGAAUCUUAAAAAUUUAUUUGAAAAGGUCAGACUAGCAGACAGCAUCAAGGCAUCAGUAGAAAACAGAGAAUUUAUUGAAAGACUCAUCAAGGAAAAUGAAUAUUACAAAAACAUGGUCACAGAUUUAGAGAUUCGGUUACACUCCAAUGCACCCACAAACAACUUUCACAAAAUAGAAAUAAUGAAUUUACACCAUGAUGUCCAAGAAUUUGCACAGCAAUGUCAUCAAAUGACUCAGAAAUUAAUGACUUAUGAAAAAUUUAAUUUUCCUCCAAUGUCAAACGAUUUCAGUGUGAUAGAAGAAAAUAAAAGACUACGAAGCAAAAUAUCAGAAGUCCAGCAAGCAAACAAAAAAUGGCGGGUCUAUAAUAAUCAAAGAGAAGCUUUUUAUCGGAAAUUAAUCUCUCAGUUGAAUGUCACGAAAAAAGAUCAUUGUAAUCCUUCGAGUAGAACAAUACAGAGUUAUGAUGACAUGAAAAAGAAUGAGGAAGAACUGCUUGCACUAAAAACUCAGGUGAAAAUCUAUGCUGAAGAUUUUGAAAAUGAAAGAAAGGACCGCGAGAAAGCACAAUCACGAAUCAGUGAUUUAGAAUCUGAAAUUUUAAAGUUAAAACAUUUACAAGAUCCCCCUCAUGAACCGAUGCCCUCAAAAUCAUAUUACACACCAAAAAAUACCAGAUAUUUUGAGCAAAAGGAAGCUGUACCACGAGGAAUAUCAGAAAGUCACUAUGUGAAUCACGCUUACCAAAAAGACAGCCUUGAACCUGUAAGAAAACGUGCUGAUAAAUUCGAGACAGACAGUAUAUCCAAUGCAAAACAAAACUUUAUUUGUCCUAGUUGUAACAUGGUGUUUGGCAGUGACAAACAGGCAGAACUUUUAGCACAUGUUGACAUUUGUUUUUGAACGAAAUGACAACAAUGUAUCUUUCAAUAUUUUGUAUUUAUUUAAAUUGGAAAAGUUUGUUGCGUGCAUGUGUGUGUGUGUAUAUAUGUGUGUCAGUGUGUGUAUAUGUGUGUGUCUGUGUUUAUGUGACCAAGUUUGUAUUUUAUCCCAUUUUCACAUGGGUUUGCUACUGUAAACUCUAGCAUCGCUGUCAAUGUUCCAUGCUUGCAGUCAACCAUGAAAGUAUGUCCAGUCUUGUUGACAAAUGUGAUCUUUGGGAAGAAAACACUUUUUCAGACAAUGUUGUUUCCAAUUCACUGCAUAACUUUCUCUGGGCUGUUCAGUGGUUGA
Messenger RNA from Octopus sinensis (East Asian common octopus), 1548 nucleotides. RefSeq lists its product as uncharacterized. Lineage: Eukaryota; Metazoa; Mollusca; Cephalopoda; Octopoda; Octopodidae. The record is from RefSeq and is a predicted model, not a curated record. The transcript is spliced from 7 exons. Gene Ontology annotation, biological process: regulation of phosphatidylinositol 3-kinase/protein kinase B signal transduction; mitotic cytokinesis. Bases 34 to 1218 code for a protein of 394 amino acids.